Messenger RNA from Prionailurus viverrinus (fishing cat), 799 nucleotides. RefSeq names its product gap junction protein gamma 3 (gene GJC3). Gene Ontology annotation, cellular component: connexin complex. The transcript is spliced from 2 exons. The coding region runs from base 1 to 789 and encodes 262 amino acids. Gene Ontology annotation, biological process: cell communication. Lineage: Eukaryota; Metazoa; Chordata; Mammalia; Carnivora; Felidae. The record is from RefSeq and is a predicted model, not a curated record.
AUGUGUGGCCGGUUCCUGAGGCAGCUGGUGGCUGAGGAGAGCCGGCACUCCACCUCCGUGGGACGCCUCCUGCUCCCUGUGCUCCUGGGGUUCCGCCUCGUGCUGCUGGCUGCCAGCGGGGCCGGGGUCUACAGCGACGAGCAGAGUGAAUUCGUGUGUCACACCCAGCAGCCAGGCUGCAAGGCCGCCUGCUACGAUGCCUUCCACCCCUUCUCCCCACUGCGCUUCUGGGUCUUCCAGGUCAUCUUGGUGGCUGUGCCCAGCGCCCUUUACAUGGGUCUCACUUUGUAUCAUGUCAUCUGGCUUUGGGAAGAGUCAGGAAAGGGGAAGGAGGAGGAGACUCUGAUCCACCGAGGGGAGAAGAGCAGAGAUGCCUCCGGUCCUGGAAGCCCCAGGCUGCUCUGGGCCUAUGUGGCACAGCUGGGCGUGCGGCUGGUCCUUGAGGGGACAGCCUUGGGGGUACAGUACCAUGUGUAUGGGUUCAACGUGCCCAGCUCCUUUGCAUGUCGCCGAGAGCCUUGCCUUGGUAGUAUAACCUGUUACCUGUCCCGCCCGUUUGAGAAGACCAUCUUCCUAAAGACCAUGUUUGGGGUCAGUGGGCUCUGUCUCUUGUUCACGCUUUUGGAACUUGUGCUCCUGGGCCUGGGGCGAUGGUGGAGGGCCCGGAAGCACAGAUCUCCCCCUUCUAACUACUCCCCAACUUCAGAGAGCACCAGAAGACACAAGGAACCGACUGAAAACUUCCCAGUGGUGGAGAUCAAAGAGCCAUUCCGAGAAGCAGAGUUAUGAAGCCACCUGG